Molecule: messenger RNA, 6981 nt
Organism: Lutra lutra (Eurasian river otter)
Lineage: Eukaryota; Metazoa; Chordata; Mammalia; Carnivora; Mustelidae
Gene: TRIOBP
Product: TRIO and F-actin binding protein
Exons: 21
Coding region: 48-6254 (2068 amino acids)
Biological process (GO): positive regulation of substrate adhesion-dependent cell spreading; actin filament organization
Cellular component (GO): actin cytoskeleton
Molecular function (GO): actin filament binding
Source: RefSeq, a predicted model, not a curated record
GUCCCCCCAUAGGAUCGCAGGAGCUACUUAAGCCUGACUUAACCAAUAUGCAGGAAGACACUGGGAAUGCCCCGUGUGAACACUCUGAGGCCAACGUGCUUGCCCAGAGCUGCUGUCAAAGCUGCUUCCACCCCGAGGAGGCCCACAGACCAAGGCAGGAGGAGCCGGGGAGCCCUCCCAGUGCUGAGCUGCCUUACUGUGACCUGCCUCGCCGCCCACCUGCCUCUGAGGACCCUCCCCGUUCCUCAACCUCCGGCUGCCCCUCGGUGGUGGGCCCGGGCCUUGGGCCAGGGCUGCAGAGGGGUCCGUCAGCAGGGUCCUCAGCAGAGGUCCCCACUGCCGCCUCCGGGAGCCAGAGCCAGGAAUUGGAGGCAGGACCCUCUCUGGAGGGUCUGGCCUCCUGCCUGGGUGGCAGCUUUGACGAAGGCCUUGACUCUGGCACCAGCUCCAGCCCUGACCACGACACCCCUGAUGAUACCAGCGACUCGUCCUCCGUGGACUGGAACAUUGUUGGAAGGCAGGAGGAGGCCCCCAGCUGGGACGAGCUCACCGUGAUGAUCCUGAGGAAGCCCCAGGAAGGGCCAAGAGCUGACAGUGCCCGAAGGGCUCCAUCUCUCCUCACCCGGUCUCCCGUGGGAGGGGAUGCUGCAGGCCAGAGAAAGGAAGAUCCCUGCGGUGGGAGCCAAAGUGCCGGACAGCACUGGGCAAAGCUCCGGGGAGAAAGUGGGCACUUCCUGGAGCGGCACCGGUCGGCGCUAACCCAGGCUUCCCGCGCGACACUGCCGGGCGGACCUCGCGGUGCCACCCCCCAGGCUUCCUCUCUCCAUCGUUCUGCCCAGAAGGACGCUGCCCAGACUGCUUCCACACAGGUCGAUACCCCCCGAGCCUCCUCUCCCACACAAAUCACCCAACGGGACAAGCCCAGGACCUCGUCCACCCAACAGGACAUCCCCAGGACCGCCUUCACACAGCACAACACCCCCAGAGCCUCCUCUCCCUCAAGAAUCGCCCAACGGGAUGACCCCAGAACCUCCUCCGUCCAACGAAGCAACCUUCGAGUUUCCUCUCCCACCAGAACCACCAGACAAGACAACUCUAGAACCUCUUCUGUCCAACAGGACAACACUCAGACUUCUUUUCCCACGUGUACUCCUCAGAGGGACAAUCCCAGAGGCUCCUCUCCCAACAGAAGCACCCAGCGGGACAACUCCCGGGCACCCUGUCCCCAGCGGGACAAUCCCAGAGGCUCCUCUCCCAACAGAAGCACCCAGCGGGACAACUCCCGGGCACCCUGUCCCCAGCGGGACAAUCCCAGAGGCUCCUCUCCCAACAGAAGCACCCAGCGGGACAACUCCCGGGCACCCUGUCCCCAGCGGGACAAUCCCAGAGGCUCCUCUCCCAACAGAAGCACCCAGCGGGACAACUCCCGGGCACCCUGUCCCCAGCGGGACAAUCCCAGAGGCUCCUCUCCCAACAGAAGCACCCAGCGGGACAACUCCCGGGCACCCUGUCCCCAGCGGGACAAUCCCAGAGGCUCCUCUCCCAACAGAAGCACCCAGCGGGACAACUCCCGGGCACCCUGUCCCCAGCGGGACAAUCCCAGAGGCUCCUCUCCCAACAGAAGCACCCAGCGGGACAACUCCCGGGCACCCUGUCCCCAGCGGGACAAUCCCAGAGGCUCCUCUCCCAACCGAACCACCCAGUGGGACAACCCCAAAGCUUCUUGUAUUCAACAGAACAACCCUAGGACCUCUUAUAGUCAACGAGACAAUCCACAGUCUUCCUCUCAGCGGGACAACCCUGGAACAUCCUCCCCUCGAUGCUGCACAAAACGGGACCACCCUGGACCGUCAUCUCCCCAUCGCUCAGCUCAACGGAACAAUCCCAGGAAUUCUUCUCCCCAUCGUACUAACAAAGACAUCCCCUGGGCCUCCUUUCCCCUCCGCCCAACCCAGAGUGAAGGCCCCCGAACCUCUUCCCCAUCUCGCUCCAAGCAAAGUGAGGUUCCCUGGGCCUCCAUUGCCCUUCGGCCAACCCAAGGGGACAGGCCUCCUCAGACCUCCUCUCCCACUAGGCCAGCUCAGCGCGACCCACCUCUGUCCUCCUCCGGAUCUGCCCAGCACAGCUCGCCAUCUCAGGCUGUGUCCUCCUUCCAUAACCCGGGCCCCCACAGUACCUCCCGGACCUCUUCACCUUUGUACCCUGCUACCCGCGGGGCACCCCAGACCUCUUUGGAGCCCUCCCAGCCUCCAUGCUCGGUCUGUAUUGGGCAUCGGGAUGCCCCUCGAGCUUCUUCACCUCCUCGCUACUUGCAACAUGACCCAUUCCCCUUCUUCCCAGACCCCCAUGCAUCUGAGAGUGAAUUGCCCCACCACAACCCCCCCUACAUACCUCCAGCCGUGUGCAUUGGACACCGGGAUGCCCCCCGGGCUUCCUCACCCCCCCGCCACACCCAGUUUGACCCCUUCCCCUUCCUCCCAGACACAUCUGAUACUGAGACUCAGUCCACCCAGCACGACCCUCCUCAGUUCCCCCCACCUGUGUGUAUUGGGUACCGGGAUGCACCCCGGGCUUCCUCUCCGCCACGCCAGCCUCCAGAACCCUUCCUGUUAUUCCAGGAUCUUCCCAGGGCCAGCACUGAGAGCCUCGUCCCCUCCACAGACUCUCUGCACGAACCCCCCCACAUGCCCACCCCCGUGUGCAUCGGGCACCGGGAUGCGCCCUCUUUCUCGUCCCCUCCACGCCAGGCCCCUGAGCCCUCCCUCUUCUUUCAGGAUCUCCCAGGGACUAGUAUGGAGAGCCUGGCCCCCUCCACUGACUCUCUGCAUGGCUCCCCAGUGCUGCCUCCCCAAGUGUGCAUCGGGCACCGGGAUGCACCCCGAGCCUCCUCCCCACCCCGCCACCCCCCCAGUGACCUAGCACUCCUGGCACCGUCACCUCCACCAGGCAGCUCAGGGGGCUCCCGGGGCUCAGCAGCCCCUGGGGAGACCAGGCACAACCUGGAGAGGGAGGAGUACACCAUGCUGGCCGAUCUGCCCCCGCCCAGGAGGCUGGCACAGAGGGAGCCAGGGCCCCAGUGCAGCAACGGUGGCCGCACCCGCAGCCCUGGCCGUGCGGAGGUGGAGCGCCUCUUCGGGCAAGAGCGCAGGAAGUCCAAGGCACCGGGGGCCUUCCAGGCCCGGGACGAGGGGCGGUCACAGCGGCCCAGCCAAGGUCAGAGCCAACUUCUCCGAAGACAGUCCAGCCCUGCCCUCAGCAGGGAGGUAACCAAGCCCCUUGCGAAGCAGGCAGAACCAGCCCGGCAGAGUCAAGCAGAGCCCUCUCGUCCCAGGAGCCCCGAGAGGCGGCCUGAAGGGGACCGGCGGCUCCAGGGGACCUCGCUGCCCCCAAGGACAUCAGCCAGGACCCCUGAGAGGGAGCGGCGGACAGAGAGACCCCUGGAAAGUGGCUGGGCAGGCCCAAGACAGCCUCUGGGGGGGUGGCGGAGUCCGGAGGGGCCUCCAGGAACCCAGGGCCCUCACAGACGUCUGGAGAGAGGGUACAGCAGCCAGCAGGAGGGCCCAGGCCUGGGGGGCUGGCAAGGACUUGGGGAGCCCAGCCGGGGGCUUGCCAGAGCCCCAGAGGGAACUUGGAGGGGCCCUCUCAGGGAGUCUGAGGAGAGCUGGGAGCAGCAGAGUGGCCCCGCCGGCCACAGGGAGCAGGCAGAGGCCUGGGAGGAGCCUCCUGGGAAGGGGUUGCGGGAGGCCCCUGACAGGCCAGCUCUCAGAGGCUGGGCCAGCCUGCAGAAGCUGCCCAGUGCUCACCAGACUAAGAGCCCUCCAGAGAACUCCAGGGUAGGCCCAGCAGAGUUCUUGAAAUCCCAGAGGCCUGAGAUGCCCACUACCAUGGGCUGGGGGGCUGAGGGAACGUGCCCACACCUGCACAGUCCUGACAGGCGAUCCGAGCUUGACUGGAAGGACCUUGUGGGCCUUCUCGGGGCGCCCAGAGAGGGGGCCUGGGGCCGGAUAGAGGAGUCGAUGAUCACCUCCCACCUUCCCAGGUUGGACUGGGAAGGCCUCCUAGAGCUCCUACGGGCCCAGCUGCCCCACAAGGACCCAGCUGGACACUGGGGUCCCCUGGCCCCGGCUUCAGGGGGUCCUCCGGCCCCAGCUUCAGGGCCAGAGGUGGGUUCCCCAGGCACAAAUGGCAUCCCGGAGCUAGAGCGACAGGGCCAGCCUGAUGGCUGGGAGGAGUCUGCCCUGGUCAACGGACAGAGCCAGAGCGCUGGGCAGUGGCCCGGGAGCUCCGCCCAGCUGCCCAGCCCUGCCUGCACCUCCACCCAGUGGCCAAAGACCAGAGUGACGAGGGGACCAGAGACCUCACCUAUGGCUGGUCUGGAAGAGAUGGGCCAGCUGGGGAGCAGGAGCCCUGCAGAGGGUCCCGGCUUGCCAGAGUGGGAGUUCCAAUCAGAGGAGCCCGAGGAGUCAGAACCAAGCAAAGGCCAAGACUCACUGACCGACCAGAAGCAUGCAGACUCGCCCGAUCUGCUCAACUUCAAGAAGGGAUGGAUGUCGAUCUUGGACGAGCCCGGAGAGUGGAAGAAGCACUGGUUUGUGCUGACGGAUUCCAGCCUUAAGUACUACCGGGACUCCACCGCUGAGGAGGCCGAUGAGCUGGAUGGCGAGAUCGACCUGCGCUCCUGUACGGAUGUCACCGAGUACGCCGUGCAGCGCAACUAUGGCUUCCAGAUCCAUACCAAGGACGCCGUCUAUACCUUGUCGGCCAUGACCUCGGGUAUCCGGCGAAACUGGAUCGAGGCUCUGAGGAAGACUGUGCGGCCCACCACGGCCCCGGAUGUCACCAAGCUCUCGGACUGCAACAAGGAGAACGCGCUGCACGGCUACAGCACCCAGAAGGGCUCCCUGAAGGCGGGAGAGCAGCGGGGGGGCUCUGAGGUCAUCGGUCGGGGCGGCCCGCGGAAGGCGGAUGGGCAGCGGCAGGCCCUGGACUACGUGGAGCUGUCCCCACUGACACAGGGCUCCCCGCAGCGGGUCCGCGGCCCGGCCCGCACGCUCGACCGCCCGGCCAAGCAGGAGGAGCUGGAGCGGGACCUGGCCCAGCGCUCCGAGGAGCGACGCAAGUGGUUUGAGGCCACGGACGGCCGGACGCCGGAGACCGCAGCUGGCGAGGGGCCGCGCCGGGGUCUGGGUGCCCCGCUGACUGAGGACCAGCAGAGCCGGCUCAGUGAGGAGAUUGAGAAGAAGUGGCAGGAGCUGGAGAAGCUGCCCCUGCGGGAGAAUAAGCGGGUGCCUCUCACCGCCCUGCUCAACCAGAGCCGCGGGGAGCGCCGGGGGCCCCCAGGUGACAGCCACGAGGCCCUGGAGAAGGAGGUCCAGUCUCUUCGUGCCCAGCUGGAGGCAUGGCGUCUUCAGGGAGAAGUUCCACAGGGUCCACCCCGGUCCCAGGAAGAUGGCCACAUCCCCCCAGGCUACAUCUCGCAGGAAGCGUGCGAGCGCAGUCUGGCCGAGAUGGAGUCCUCGCACCAGCAGGUCAUGGCGGAGCUGCAGCGGCAUCAUGAGCGCGAGCUACAGCGGCUGCAGCAGGAGAAGGAGUGGCUCCUGGCCGAGGAGACCGCGGCCACGGCCUCAGCCAUCGAAGCCAUGAAGAAGGCCUACCAGGAGGAGCUAAGCCGGGAACUGAGCAAGACACGGAGUCUCCAGCAGGGCCCCGAUGGCCUUCGCAAGCAGCACCAGUCCGACGUGGCGGCACUGAAGCGGGAGCUGCAGGUGCUGUCGGAGCAGUACUCGCAGAAGUGCCUGGAGAUCGGGGCCCUGACGCGGCAGGCUGAGGAGCGGGAGAACACCCUGCGACGCUGCCAGCAGGAGGGCCAGGAGCUGCUGCGCCACAACCAGGAGCUGCACGCCCGCCUGUCAGAGGAAAUCGACCGGCUGCGCAGCUUCAUUGCCUCGCAGGGCACCGGGGACGGCUGCGGGCGAGGCAGCGAGCGGAGCUCUUGUGAGCUGGAGGUGUUGCUGCGAGUGAAGGAGAACGAGCUCCAGUACCUGAAGAAGGAGGUACAGUGUCUCCGGGAUGAGCUGCAGAUGCUCCAGAAGGACAAGCGCUUCACCUCGGGGAAGUACCAGGAUGUGUACGUGGAGCUGAACCACAUCAAGACGCGGUCGGAGCGGGAGAUAGAGCAGCUGAAGGAGCACCUGCGCCUCGCCACAGCCGCGCUGCAGGAGAAGGAGUCCAUGCGCAACAGCCUGGCUGAGUAGAGGUCCUGGUGGCCCAGCUGCGCCAGCAGACCCUCCCCCGGCCUGAGGGGACCAGUCAGUUGCCCUCCUUCCUGCUGGAUGGAAGUCAGAAGCCAAGCUUUCUCACCACCCUCUGUGGGCCGCACAUGCACUCAUACCCACCACACACACACACACACACGCACACACACGCACACGCACACACACACACACACACACACUCUGCGUAUCUGAGCGCGCCCCUCGCACUGGGUCUUACCUUGCACCUUCUUCAGGAUUUUAUAUGUGAAGAGAUUGUUAUAUAGAUUUUUUUCCCUUUUUUUUUUUUUUUUCCCAAAACACGUUAUACUUUGAGAAAAGCAAUUCCUGGAGGCCAUGUGCCUCCAUCACUGGCCCGCCCUCCGGCUCUAGCUGCCUGCCCGGGCUUCUGGGCCCACGGGCCUGCCCCGGCUGCCUAGCAGACGCCCAGCAGCGGUCGUGGCAGGGUGGACUCUGGUGGGAGAGGCAGGGAGCCAGCCGCCCUCUUCCUACCCUACCUCCCACUAACUACUUCCUGCCCUGAGGCGCCCCACACCGUGGGACUCUGGACAGAGGGACAGACGGGCAGAGGGAGCCAGCAGCUGUCCCUAAGUUCUCAUCUCCUCGCCCGUGGGGGAGGGGGGUGCUGGACAGGGAACUGCCCGAGCCGCCCCAUGAAGGCUUCUCUCCUGCUCCAUGAGCCUUCUUAACUUAAUAAAAUGUUCCCGCA